AUGCAAUUUGAAGAGCGGUUACAGCAGUUAGUAGAAAACGAUCAGAGCACGGGGCAGCCAGACUCAAACGUGCUGGUAAUAGUCCUCGGGGAUGCUGCUAGAAAGUACGUAGAACUAGGAGCGCUGCGUGAACACGUGACCGUGAAGACUGUUGGCGGUCACGUGGCAAGCCGCGAGCGGGUAGCCGUAGUAUUCCUGGGCCGGGUAAAGUAUUUAUAUAUGUAUCUCACCCGGAUGCAAGCGCAGUCACGUGCUCCACAAUACUCACAAAUACUCGUCUACGGAUUGUGGGACCUCACCGCAACGCAAGAUGGCCCGCAACAAUUGCGGCUACUCAGCCUUGUGCUACGCCAGUGUCUCAGUUUGCCAUCUAAGGUUGAGUUCUAUCCGGAACCGCCCUUCAAUAGUGUGGCUGCGCGAUUACUGCGAUACUGGGAACACAUUAUCAAAUAG
This is a messenger RNA of Saccharomyces mikatae IFO 1815, 453 nucleotides long. RefSeq names its product Shu1p (gene SHU1). The transcript has a single exon. NCBI's taxonomy places the organism in Eukaryota, Fungi, Ascomycota, Saccharomycetes, Saccharomycetales, Saccharomycetaceae. The coding region runs from base 1 to 453 and encodes 150 amino acids. The record is from RefSeq and is a predicted model, not a curated record.